Molecule: messenger RNA, 784 nt
Organism: Musa acuminata subsp. malaccensis (wild Malaysian banana)
Lineage: Eukaryota; Viridiplantae; Streptophyta; Magnoliopsida; Zingiberales; Musaceae
Product: FCS-Like Zinc finger 2
Source: RefSeq, a predicted model, not a curated record
CCCUAUCCUCUCUGCCCAUCUGUCACUACAUCCUUGCAGAAUUCGAGCUCAUGGGCUCCUCUUCCUUUUCCUCCUCCUCCUCCUCCUCUGAUGGAUCUUUAAGCACGGUCGAAAUCCAAGCAGGUUUCUCUGGCUGUUCCUCCUACGUACCUUCACCUCCACCCUCUUGCUACGGGAGCGCCAUGUUGGGAUCCCUGUCGUCUUUGAGGCCGAGAAGUCUGUUCUUCGAUGGCUUGGACGACGAAGAAGACGACGAGCCGCGCCACUUCCUGGACUCCUGCUCCCUCUGCAGGAAGCCCCUCGCCCGCAACCGCGAUAUCUUCAUGUACAGAGGGGACAUGCCGUUCUGCAGCGAGGAUUGCCGGAAGGAGCAGAUCGAGAUCGACGAGGCCAAGGAGAAGAGCUGGAAGCUGUCCAUAAAGACCUCCAGCUCGAGGAAGGAACAGCAGCGGAAGAUCGCCGCCGCCGGCGGUGCCAAGUCUGAGAAGAUCCACGUCAGAGCCGGCACUGUGGUGGCUGGGUGAUCACAACGAUGCAUCAGAAGCUAUAGUCGUUGUGCGAAGCUAAAGUCCAGGAAGAGCAAGAGAAGAGGAAGCUCUAAUGCUUGUAAAGGAUGAUGAGUUGAGGUUUUUAUGCCGUCAAUUUUUGUCUGGGUCUGAAGGAAGUUUUUCUUUGCUUUCCUACUGUUGUUGUUGUUGUUGUUACUGCUUGUAUCUGAUGCUUUGGCCUUCAAAGGGAGGAAAAGUAAUAUGAGGCUUCAAUAAUUUUUGUUCUGUUCAUUUCA